This is a messenger RNA of Salarias fasciatus (jewelled blenny), 4118 nucleotides long. RefSeq names its product TEL2, telomere maintenance 2, homolog (S. cerevisiae) (gene telo2). The transcript has 21 exons. Gene Ontology annotation, molecular function: telomeric repeat DNA binding; Hsp90 protein binding. Gene Ontology annotation, cellular component: cytosol. The record is from RefSeq and is a predicted model, not a curated record. Gene Ontology annotation, biological process: 'de novo' cotranslational protein folding. NCBI's taxonomy places the organism in Eukaryota, Metazoa, Chordata, Actinopteri, Blenniiformes, Blenniidae. Bases 85 to 2604 code for a protein of 839 amino acids.
UGACGCACACAGAAGAAAGCGGCGCAGCGGCGUGAAGCCUCUUCAAACACCAUGAACUGACAGUGUUAGUGUUGGCUGUCCUUGAUGCACAUGGAGUCCUCUGUGACAGACUCGGAGGUCCGCCUGACGGUCGCCCGGUGUCUCCGCUCGCUCUCUUCCUCCUCUGACACUGAAGACACCGUCGCAGCUCUGCAGACGCUCCAGUCUUACUUAAAUGAUGGACCGGAGAGUGAAACCCCUGCAGCCCAGCGGGCGGAGUUCAGGAGAGCCCACUACACUCGCACUCUUCAGUGUCUUGUCAGUAACAUUCAGGCUGACUGGGUUCACAGCCUGAAGGCCGCGCAGCGUGUGGAGCUAUGGGAUGCUCUGUUCCUCAAAGGCCCUCCAGAGCAGGCGCUGCUGGUCCUGAUGCAGGCCGUGCAGGAGCUGAGACCCACAGCAGGUCUGGACCGCUUGCUCGCCGUCACGGAGCAGUUCCUCCAGCGCGGCCGUCUCACCGAGCUGCUGUGGUCCUACUGCUCGGACGCCGCUCCCCCCGACUCCCCGCAGUUCCGGGAGACGCUGCUCGGACGGAUCAGCGCUCUGCCCGACAUCGUCGCCAACAAGCUACAGCGCGGCAGCAGGGGCCUCUUCCUCCCGCAGCAGUACUACCCGCUGCUCGCCGCUGGAAUGGUCGCUGCUCUGGAGCGCACCUGCCAGGCGCUCAGAGAUGGCCGAGACUGCUCUUUGACCUUCGUGGCUCAAACGCUGGGAAAAGUGUGCAUCCAGGGUCACAGCGGUCUGGUCCUUGCCGUCUUGGCUCCCCGGCUCUCUGCGGCGUCCCGCUCGGACAUGGUGUGGCAGAGGGUUUGCUGGAAGCUGGUGGAAAACGUCCCCCAGCGGUGGAUGGAGAGCGUGCUCACCGAGCUGCUGCAGGCCGUCGCAGGGCCUGAAGCUUUGGGACGGAUCAUCGGUAAUCUGGUGUUGACAAAUAAAAAGGCUCAGUUCGUCAUCAUUCAUAAAAUUCUUUUACUGCAGUAUAAAUAUGAGACUCGGGUCUUGAGAAGUGUUCUGGGUUACCUGGCAGCCGACCGGGAGCGACGGCCGCUCCUCCUCCAGGUGGUUCGCUCCGUGUCCCAGGCCUGGGCGAACCCCAGUGCGGUGAAACACACACCUCUGGAGCAGCAGCUGUACGUCAGCAAGGCAUUACUGCUGAGUGUGAGUCUGCUGAAAGACGCCGAGCGGCAGGAGCUGCGCUCAGAGUUGCUGCAGUGCAUGCUGGGCGGCAUGCAGAGCCAUCUGGACAGCGGCGUGCCGCGGAUCAGGCGCAUGGGCAUGGUGGUGGGCGAGUGUCUGAGCUCCUGCAUGGACAUCAGUGGAGCCAGGCUCAAGUUUGAGUAUGAUCAGGAUGAAGAAACACGCGAGCUGCUUUCUCUCAUGACUCCCGUCGCCUGCGACGAGCCGGAGCCCGAGCCUGUGAACGGGUUUGAUUCUCCACAAGAAACCAAUGAAACGGCUCCAUCAACUGAGGAACCUCCACCGCGAGAUAAAUCAUUGAACACUGACCCACAGUCUGACCUUGACAGUGACGAUGAGCUGACUCCGUACGACAUGUCCGCCGAUCAGGAGAUCAAUCAGGCGUCUCCGCCUCGCUACCUUCGAGACUGUCUGGAAAGUCUGGUCUCCUCUGAGGAUCCGCUGCGUGUGGAGCUCAGUCUGAGAGUGUGUGAGAGUCUGGUGCGGAGGAACGUCUUCGCAGCGAGAGAGAUCAGUGUCCAGAUGUCCAAAGUGCUUCUUCACAUGGAGAAUAAAUACAACAUCGGCGGCUUCCCGGGUCUCAGACACGCGGCCAUGGUGGCGCUCACCGCCACCGACUGCAUCCCAGUGACGCAGUAUUUGACCACGGAGUUUUACUCUCUGAAUUACAGUCUGCGGCAGCGGCUGGACAUCCUGGAGGUCCUUGCAGCAGCGGCUCAGGAGCUCUCCAGGCCGAUCACGGAGAGAAGAGACCCAGCCCGUGACGCUGAGGCGGCCUCCGCCGGCCCGGCGCCAUAUCCCGGCGACAGCCCGGAGCACUGGAGGCAGGUGGUGGAGAAGCGAAUCCGGAGCAAGACGAAAGUUCUCAGUAAGGGUGCAAAGCGACCUCUGAUCCAGGCGAGCCCAAACCGUUACGCCGCGGUGGCGGGACACUUCUUCUUCCCUCUGCUCAGGAAUUAUGACAAGCCUCAAGUGACCUUUGACCUCCUGGGUAGUGACCAGCUGGUGUUGGGCCGGUUCAUCCACACUCUGGGCCUCUUGAUGCACCUGGCAGUCAAUGCGCCGAUCGCGUCCCAGAUGGGCUGCGCCCUGCUGGACUUCGUGUGGACAGUGCGAUACCAUUCUGACCAGAUGGUGAGACGAGGCGUCCUCUUCUCCGUCUGCUCCGUGUUUGUGAGCAUGCCCAGCCAGAGCCUGCUGCUGGACCUCAGUGAGCGGCUGUUUGAGACCAGAGCGUGGCUCGCAGACGUGGCCGAAGCAGACCCUGACGCAGACUGCCGGAGUCUCGCCGUGCAGAGCUUGGUGCUGCUGGAUAAAAGCGUGAAGAAGCAGCUUGAGGAUCCACAAGCUGUGGGUCUGGAGUCAUGACCGGGGCGACAGCAGCGAGGGAGAAAAUCCCACAUGGGAGGAAGAACACACAUAAACAGACCUGUGCUCCCUGUACUUUCAUAUUCGCACUUGUUCUAAUAGUGGCUGGAGUGCUGAGCUGUCAGGAAAUGUCGCUCUGGGUCUGUAUUCUGACGUUUGGCGCCGGCCUGCUGGGAACGAGUGACACCGAUGAGCCACUGAAGGAUGUCCUGAUCGUGCAGGUGCUGCACUUCUUUCCCCGUUUCCUGGAACAGGCGGUACACGGCGUGCACAUUUGUAAAAUGCUGCAUUGUUUGGAUCUGAUUGACGUUUGUUAAUGGACCAAAGUAUGAAUGUCAGAAGAAGAAAGCUGUGUUUUUUUUUUUCUUUUCUCUGAAUGCGACCAUUUGAAAAAUAUUGAAGUGAAUGUUGUGAGGAUAUCCUCGUCCAGUUAUUUCCUGCACUGACGUUUUUCUCUGUUAUGCGGUUGUUUGUUUGCAAAGGACAUCCUGCAAGUCCUGUGAGUGUGUUCACACACUUCCAGUGAAAUAAUGGAAAUACUACUACUACUACUUCCUGCUGUCACGAGCAGAGAAAUGAGUCUUCAUCUUCAAGCACCGCCGCUAUAAAAAUCAGGAAUACAAGAUUGUUCUCAUGGGCCUGACUGCAUUAGUUUGGUUUUUUGCAUUGUUAGGUUUCCAUUGUUUUUAUUGUGUUCCUGAGGUUUUUUCACAGGGUUUGUUCUCACAGUGCAGAAGACAUACAGUCCUCCCCACUGACAGGGGAUUGCCGUAAUCGAUAUGACUGGAAAGGAAAAUCACCAUCCCUGUGGGACUCAGACACAAAAAUGAGCAAAAUCGGACUGUAUUUUCAAGACGAUGAUUAGUUUUUACAGUGUGUUUAACGUGGAAAAAUCUGAGCUCAGAGUCAUAAAUAACACCCAGGUUUCUCAACUUCAGAUUUGCUGAUUGCUAAUUUCUGUAAUUUCAGCUCUUAAUUUCAGCCUUGUCCUCUUUGAGCUGGAAAAAGUUUUCUAACAUUUGAGUUUUGAUAAAUAAGAUCUAAAGGAAAAAAGCGUCAUAUCUAGGUGAAUGUCCUGCAGAGAGCAUGACAACUAUCUCAAAUACACAGCCGGGCAACCAAGGUGUGGCUCCAUAAGAAGCAUUUCAAAGUCCUGGAGUGGUUGAUCUGUGGGGUUGAGUCUCUGUACUUCAACCCCAUUGAAAGUCUGUGGACGGAACUGAAAAUACAUGCUGCCUGGCGACAGCCUAAAGACAUCACUGCUCUAGAGGAGAUCUGCUGGAGGAAUGGGUCAAAAUACCAGCUACAAUUCAAUUCAAUUCAAUUCAAUUUUAUUUAUAUAGCACAUUUAAAAAACAACUUCCGUUGACCAAAGUGCUGCACAGCAAUACAGAAGUAAAAGAAAAGGAUAAAAUAACUAAAUAAAGUAACAGGCUCAGCUAAACAUAAUGAAAAAAAAACACACAGAUAAGACAAAUAAGACACCAAGAAUAUACUCCGGUUUUGCUAGUGUU